AUGCUGGGUUUACAAACAAACAAACAGCCCGAUGAGAACACAGCGUGCGUCAAAGACGACCAAUCAAUUAACCAUCCAUCAACGUUCGGCGAGUCUAUGCGAGCGGGCUGGUUCGGCGAAGGGAGAGACGCGCGCGCAAACGGUACGGGACUUUUGUGCGAGCGCGGCAUUGUUGGUGGGCAGCUGUGGCCGUGCAUCUGGAGACGGUGGGAGCCCGGCGCAUUGUUGUCGCGUUGCUGGCAUUGCACGUGCUCUGCCCUCAAAGCUUACCGAAAACUACCAACCAACAGUAGUAAAUUAACAGCGUCCACACCAACUACCAACUGUUUGGUGCAUCUUCUCGAUAGACAAGGCGUGUUCUUUAUAGCGUCAAAAGCUGCACACAACAACACAGUCGGCACACACACAGUGGCACCUCGCAAACAAUGGCCCGCACUAGAACAGGGCACUGGAUGUAAAGACGCGGGUACAAGCACGGCCCGCCACUCCAUCACAAUAAAUCCGGAUGCGGACCUCACAUCUGCCGCGGGGCCCCAGAUAUCGGCGAGACGACCCCGAUGCCAGGCGCGAGGUCAAAGACCAUGGUCACCGUAUGCGGCGAAAAUAAACCCGGCCGCAGAGUCGGCCAUCUGUCCCGCACGUGGGCCCCGUUUUCGGGGUCCAUGGGAACGCGACGCGGCCGCGAAUGCGGGCCCCGAAUGGGGUCGCUCGAUGGGGGCUCGAUGGGGUCUCAAUGGGGGCGCUUCGGGGGCGACGGGGCCCGUGCGAGCGCUCGCG
This is a messenger RNA of Iphiclides podalirius (scarce swallowtail), 777 nucleotides long. The record is from the annotation of a GenBank genome assembly. Lineage: Eukaryota; Metazoa; Arthropoda; Insecta; Lepidoptera; Papilionidae.